ACAAGGUACGUCACAUCGCUUACUUAUUAAAACGGAAAUAAACACAUACGUGAUGUAUGGCGAAAUACCAUACUGUACUUUACGAUUAUAAUUUAUUUGAUCAUGCUUAAUUGCGAAAUAUGUAAUAACAUUAUAAUAAAACGUGCACUUUCGGAUUCAAGCAGACUCUUCUAAACCUUUUGUCGAGUGUACUGUACCAGUAGCAAAGGAUACUGUAUAUCAUUUCGUGCAGGACCGACAAGAUGGCUGGGGCGACAUGGUUCGGCCAGUUCAAGGCAAUAACAUGGAAAACGUUAUUGCUGAAACGGAGAAAUAUGAACACAACAUUCUGGGAAUUCUUUUCUCCGGUAAUGUACGUGGCAAUUUUGGCGGCAAUUAAAGGAACAAUAGUACAAGAUCCUUUGCCACAGUUUGGCGGAUUUCCGGACUACAACAUCCAGAAUGAAACCUUUGUCAACAGCUUUCUUGGGGAAACUGGCACCAAGCGACUUUUGGUCACCCCAGAUGAUUUAAAUGUGCAAGCCAUUAUGACCGAGUUUUCAAGCAUUUUCAAUGCAACCUACGGUAGAAAGUUGAAUAUCGAAUAUUUUCAAACUAAAACAGACGCAGAAAAUGAAUUUCUCAAUAACUCCACCAGCGUGCUUGCAGGAAUCAUAUUCAAUUAUGGAGGAAGGGGAAAUAUGAGUUAUGCUUUGCGUUAUGCUAAGGAUUCAGUGCCGUCCUCACAGUACAGUGGCCUGUUCACUCCCCAGAGUGAAUGCCGAAGGAAAGAUGGAGAUACACAAGUGAAUGACAAUGGACUUCAGCAUGACGGAAAUUGCAAGGUCAAUUAUUACUGGUUCAACGGAUUUGUUCAACUGCAAACAGCCAUCGACGCUGCUCUGAUAAAGAACAAAUAUGGCGUAUCCUAUUCAACCAAUAACAUCUCCGUUCAGAUGCUCCCCAAGCCAGCCUUUCAGGCUGACAAUUCCUGGAUACUGAUCAUGUCAUCCAUGUAUUUUGUCCUUGCUUAUCUCCCCUUGGUCAGCUAUUUCACAGUGGCGCUUGUCGCUGAGAAAGAGAAAAAAAUUAAGGAAGGCAUGAAGAUGAUGGGGCUGAAGACCUCUGUGUUCUGGAUAUCAGCGUUUUCUGUGUUCAUGGUUACGACAGUGGUUGUCACGGUGAUUGUGACCAUUAUCGCAGUGGCGGCAAGUUUCCUCCCCAACAGCAACUAUGGGUUGUUCUUCAUCUUCCUCAUCAUAUAUGGCAUUUCCAUGAUAUCCCUCGCUUGUAUGCUGGCACCAUUCUUCAAUAAAGCCAUGAGUGCAGGAGUUGUGGCUAGCAUGGCAACGAUGAUCACCAGCUGUUUGUACCUGGCUGUGAGUCUCACCCGGAAAUACGAAGCGGGAACAGGCAGUGUCUCCUACUCCAUACCUGUGUACGGUCGUUGGCUCAUGUGUCUCCUGUCUCCAGUAGCCUUUGCUCUCGGCAUGGACCAGGGCAUUUACCUAGACCUAAAUGGAGGGUUGACGGCAGAAACGGCCCGUCACGGAGAGUUCCCUUUCGUUGCCCCACUGUGCAUGCUUUUGCUGGAUUCCAUUCUCUACUUCCUGCUGGCCAUAUACUUUGACAACAUUAUUCCUGGAGAGUAUGGACCACGUCGGAAGCCCUACUACAUAUUCCAGCCAUCGUACUGGUGUUCCGGGCAGAGCCAUAAUGUAAGAGUGUCAUACUCUAAUGGGAACCUUGAUUGUGAGGAGAUCGAGGAUAUGUCAGGUGACGGAGUGGAUGUAGAGCCUGUCCCUGCGAAUAUGAAGUCCAAGGUUGCUGUCAGAAUCAAAGGCUUAACUAAAAUCUACAAAAGUACCGAAAACAAGAAGGAAGAGGUGAAAGCUGUGAACAACCUGUCACUGAAUAUGUAUGAGGGUCAGAUAACCGCCAUUCUGGGACACAACGGGGCGGGGAAAACCACUCUGAUGAACAUUCUUACUGGAAUGACCUCCGCCACUUCAGGAUCAGCAAAGGUUAAAGGGCUUGAUGUAUCAAACAGCCAGGACAUUGAACUCCUGCGCUCAAUGACCGGAGUCUGCCCCCAGCACAACACACUGUUUGACGAGCUCACCUGCUAUGAACACCUCCGACUGUUUGGCGGCAUUAAAGGAAUUUUAGAUGUAGAUAAAGAGAUUGAUGAAGCCCUUGAGAGUGUUGACCUCGGGGAACAGAAGAAUGUUCGUGCUAGCAAUCUGAGCGGAGGCCAGAAACGUAAACUUUCAGUGGCCAUUUCCAUCAUUGGAGAUCCUAAAAUCAUUUUUCUGGACGAGCCGACUGCCGGGAUGGACCCGUACGCUCGACGCUGCCUCUGGGAAACAUUGAAGAAUAAAAAGGCGGGAAGAGUCAUUCUUUUGACCACACAUUUUAUGGAUGAGGCAGAUAUCUUGGCUGACAGAAAAGCUAUUGUGAACAAAGGCUCUCUUCGUUGCUGUGGAUCGUCGUUUUAUCUUAAAAACAAGUUUGGCAUUGGUUACCAUCUGAACAUGGUGGUGGAGCCAGACAGUGAUUCCUGCCGUAUUGGUGACCUUGUGAGUGAGGUCAUUUCGGGGUCAGAGGUAAACAGGGUCCACGGUAAGGAACUUGACAUCACACUGCCCCAGACAGAGGUGGAAAGGUUUGCUGAUCUUUUCUCAAAGUUAGAAAACAAAGCUACUGCAAAAUCUCUUGGAAUAAAGAAUUUUGGCAUUUCCAUGACAACCCUAGAAGAGGUUUUCUUAAAACUAGAGGAAGAUGUGGAAGAUGUUGAACUAGAAGAACGGGAAGCACAAGUGAACGACACAUCAACGCUGGUGCCUCCUCGGAUGAAAAAAUAUGGCAGCGCAGUUAAUGUAAACAUUACUGGCAACAGCAACCCAUCUGACACAGUCGAGUGUGUAACAGGAAGCGUUCUAGCUCGACAGAGGCUUUGGGCAAUUUUUAUCACAGUAUUCAGGACACAUUUACGAAAUUUCAUGGCUAACUUGUUUGGAGUGAUCAUGCCCGUGGUGUUGGUCGUAGUUGGUAUUGUGUUGUCCAAAAAUUUGCAGUCUAAAUAUGAAAACAGUGGUCAAGAGCAAGAAAGUCUUGGAAUGAGCCCGGCAUACUAUAUGAAGAUGAUAGGUUCUACUAGUCAGACAUUUCCAUACAACACUGUGCCCAAACUGCUCAUGAGAGAUAACGUCAAUACCACGAUGUCUUCAAGCUUUGUGUCUGGUCUGUCCAGCACUUUUCAGACGGAUUCAACCCUGGACCCCUCCUACUUCACAGACAUGUACACACUGCUACAAAAAGGGGUCGCCCCACAUUACAUCGGCUUUCAGAUCAAUCAGUUGGCUUAUGCGAAUCAAAUUCUGACCAGUGCAUACAAGGUAUUUUACAAUGACUCGGCAGUGAGUUCGAUCCCCGUGGCUGUCAACCUGUACUCAAAUUCGCUGCUGACCAUGGUCAGAACCAUAACUGGAAACACUGAAAACAGCACGCUGGAAGUGAGUAGUUUCCCUUGGCCAGACUACUCUGUGAAGAAACAGUAUAAUGGUGGGGCAUUUGCCUCCACCCUUCUUGUUGGAAUGGCCUUUAGCUUCAUCACCGGGGGAAUUGGAGUUGACCUUGUUAGAUUGAGGCAGUGGAAGGUACGGAGCCAACUGCGCGUGUCAGGUAUGCCCUUUUCCCUCUACUAUCUGGGCAUUUUCCUUGUACACGCUGCCAAGAUCGCUUUACCAGGCCUCGUUACCAUCAUCCUCGUCUUAGCACUGCGGGUACAGACCCUGCUGAAUGGUGGAGCGAUCCUGAGUUUCCUCCUCACAUGCCUGUUUUACAUUCCCCCAAGCAUUCUGUUCCCAUACUGCCUCUCCUUCCUGUUUGUGAAAUGGGAGUCGGCUUCCUCUGUUCUCCCUAUUCUAGUUAUUCUUACUGGUUACCUCCCCUACAUUCCGAUAUCCAUCUUGGACAUGGUUUUGACGUCAGACGUACCGGCUAUCAUACACUAUAUUUUCUGCGUUAUUGACCCUCCGUACCUGGUCUUUGGAGGGCUUUAUCACAUAGACAAGGUGUACCAGACCGCUGCAUUGAAUGGCAGGCAAGACAAGAUAGAGUUUGGAGACUAUUUCACGUUCUCCAGUAGAAUACCAAUUGUCUGGAUCAUGGCGGUGAUUCACACCAUCUUACUGUUCUUCUUGCUACGAGUAUUUGACAUUCGCAAAUCUGGGGGCGACGUCAGUGAUGCGUGUUUUCCAAACAGAGAACAUAGCGGUCCUCUGCCAAAUAAUGAUGUGAUCCAGGGUGAGGAUGAUGACGUUAAGGCUGAGAGAACAAGAGUUAAUAACCUUCUACAAAGCAGCUCUAAGAGACCAGUAGCUGUGGUAGAAAACUUAAGACGAGAAUUCCAAAAAGGUGCCGAGGACAGAAAGUGUUGUGCGAAGGGAGAUGAUGCUGUAAAGGUUGCUGUUCGUAACCAGACAUUUGCAGUCGAGGCAGGGGAGGUUUUUGGGCUGCUGGGGCCAAAUGGUGCAGGGAAAACAACGACACUUAACAUGAUGAUAGCAGACGUAGCCCCUACAGGUGGUCAGGUUUUAGUUUCGGGGUAUGACAUUCGCUCAGAGAUAUCAGAAGCGUUCCAAAUGGUGGGGUACUGUCCCCAGCAUGAUGCUCUUAUUGAACAAAUCACUUUACGAGAACAUUUGGUAAUGUACGCCAGGGUUCGAGGAAUUCCCAGCGAUCGGAAUGACGAAAUUGUGGACUAUUAUAUAGACAAUCUGAAGCUGAAGGAACAUGAGAACAAGUGGGUGGAGAAACUCUCCGGCGGAACCAAGAGAAAGUUGAGCUACUGUAUGAGCAUGUUGGGUCGACCAAGAAUAGUCCUGCUUGAUGAGCCCUCUACAGGCAUGGACCCUCAAUCAAAAAGAUUUCUCUGGGAUACAAUAUCUGAGAGUUUUGAGAGUUCAGAGCGCGGGGCGAUCCUGACCACCCACUAUAUGGAGGAGGCCGAUGCUCUCUGUUCUCGUAUUGCUAUCAUGGUCAACGGGAAAAUGGAAUGUCUUGGAUCAAGUCAACAUCUUAAGAACAAGUACGGAAGUGGCUAUUUGCUUGAAGUCAAAUUGAAAUCAUCUGAAGAUCAGAUUUUCCUAAGUCAAAAUAUUGAGCGUCUCCAUGACUACAUACGGAAAUUGUUUCCCGGGGCAACAGUGAUGGAACAGUUCAGUGAGCGCAUUCAGUAUAGAGUGCCCAAGUCAAACGUGAUUUCACUGUCAAGGACAUUCCAGGUUCUUGAAGAUGGAAAGACAGACUACGAAAUAGCAGAGUACAGUUUUAGCCAGGCGACGCUAGAGCAGGUUUUUCUCGAGUUUGCACGUAAACAGAUGGAUGAGAACCUGACGGUCGAGGAAGUGGAGGCAGAGCGGACAAGGUCUAUUCAACGUGCAACAUCACUCGAGGGGGCGUCACCACAACACACUGCCCCAUAUGGACGGACAAACUCACAAUAUCAACCAGAGACUUGGGAGGUGCCACCUGUUGUUAAGCUUUAAAGAGUUUCAUUCAUCAUGCUUCUUGUUGGGAGGCAAGCAAAUACAACAUACCACACAUACAGAGGGACAAACUCACAAAAUGAAGCAAAGACCACAGAAAUACCACCGGCUGUUAAGCUUUCCGGAUUUUCCUAUCAAUGUGUUUCAUUGCUUGCCACAACAACAAAAUUUCACAAUCAUACAUACAGUCGAACUUCGUUAUGUCGACUUUUUCGGGACCUAGUAAAAAAAGUCGAGAUAACUAAAAAUUCGACUCAUCCGAAUUACAAAAAAUAUCACCAAUACCAACACGUUUGAGUUGGAUUGUCCGAUGUUUACAUCCACAAUUGAACGGUCUUGUUAAAUAUUUUCGUCGUGAAAAGAGCAAACUAAUUAUUGAAAAAUAAAGUGAAACAAAAGAAGAAUUAUUUGUGUCAAAUUUAUUUCUUUUGCGUUUAUGGAUCACUCAAAACAUAUAUAAAAAGACAAUUGCAUACAUUUGUACAUUGUAAGAUUUUAUACCGGGUCCUUCUCUGAAUUGGUCGACCAGAGCAGUGGAACUAACAUUUGACAUUUAUUUAUAUAAUGAAUUUUUCUUUCUGUUCCCAUUCGGGAGUGAUAUCUAAUCAUUAAAAUGUUCAUGUUUUAUACAAUACCAAAGAGCUUGAGCAAUAAAUGUCUCUUUAAUUAAAUACAUAAACAAACAACUUUAAUUAUUCGCACUUACCAAUUACAUUUUUGUAUCCCCCUAUUAUGAUAGUUUGUUAUAUUGACACGCACGGUAUUUUGCGACAUGCCGCAAACCAUCAUGAAUAUUUUCACACCUACGUCUCGAUCUACAGUUCGACAUAAAGAACAUAGGAAAUGUGUCAAAUUCGACCACUGGGACUGAAAAACGAGGUCGACAUAGCGAAAAAGUCGAGAUAAAAAAAAUCGACACAAACAGAUUUAUUUUAUAUAGAAUAAGAAGGAAUAAAUUCGGGACCGGAAAAAAGUCGACAUAACCGGAAAGUCGACUUAUCCGACGUCGACAUAGCGAGGUUCGACUGUAGAUUAUUGGGAAUGACUACUUAUUGUUAAUCUUUAUGGAUUUUUGUAUAAUUUACUGUGCAAGAUUUCCCAAAGGGGCGUCACAGUAACACAUGAUAAAACUGUGUACACUGUAUGGAAUACAAAUGCACAUAAUUAGCUGAUCCUAAAUUCCCAAAAUAAUUGAACUUACCAGGAUUAAGUGUUAAUAUUUGGGAAAUGCAUGGCCUUGAGAUGACAGAAGGACCAGUUGUUGAGAAGUUUAAGGAAUCAUCUAUCCUUUCCUUUCCAUUAUACCUUUAUUCAUGCCAUACCGUUUUUGUUUAAAUAUAUAAAUAUUGUUUUAUGGUGCUUAAUAAAGAUGUUUUAGUUGGUCUGCAUACCUUUCAGACCUAGUGUAAUUUAUCUUGCAGUUAUUUUUAAACAGAAGUUUAACCUCAAAUAGAAGUAUAGCUGAAUUUUGAAAGACAUUUUUAUUAUUGUUUUUAGUUGAAAUGUGUAGUACAGUAUGCUUUUGCCUUUAUAUGAAACUGCUUUUCCUUCAUCCUCAAAAAUAUGACAAAAAUAAAAACAACAUGACAGCUUAUGUAAUUUUGAACAUGACGAACAUUUCUAUGGAUUUUUUUUGUAUUUUUACAUGCCUAUUAUGCUGCAGUUCAAAGUUAUCAUAGUAAUUUCCUGCUCUUUUACAUCAACAAAACGACAACCACCAAUAACAACUUGAAAAACAUUAAAUAACACAUUAUCUCAAUGUGCUAUGCUUAAUAUGCAAACUUACUAUUUUUUACAUAAUGGAACUGCAUAAUUCAUUUAAUGUAUUUUUGCAAUGGUUCUAUUGUUAAGACUUUUAUUUGUUACUGUAUGAUAGUUGGCACGUUAAUAGAACAGAUUCUGUGAUAUAUAAAAAUAUAGUUAUAACCUCUUAAAUGUUUUAUGUACAGAGUCUUUGUAUUUUGAAUGGCCUUCCUACAGUUUUAGUUUAUUAAGUAAAUGGCUAGAGUGUAUUCAAAACAAGUAUAUUUUCUUUGGUUUCUCUGUUCCUUUGAAUAAAUAGGAUAAUAGUAGUAAAUUA
Messenger RNA from Mya arenaria, 7611 nucleotides. RefSeq names its product cholesterol transporter ABCA5-like. The record is from RefSeq and is a predicted model, not a curated record. Bases 243 to 5531 code for a protein of 1762 amino acids. NCBI's taxonomy places the organism in Eukaryota, Metazoa, Mollusca, Bivalvia, Myida, Myidae. The transcript has 31 exons. Gene Ontology annotation, cellular component: intracellular membrane-bounded organelle; membrane. Gene Ontology annotation, molecular function: ABC-type transporter activity; ATP hydrolysis activity; lipid carrier activity. Gene Ontology annotation, biological process: transmembrane transport; lipid transport.